AUGCUUAAAUCAGUUGUCAUUCCUUUCAGAAGAGGGUUAGCCACUUCUGCAAGAUUGUUGCAAGAGAGUGCACCAAAAGCAGCAGCACCAAAAUCAGCAGCAGAACCAAAAACAGCACCAAAAGCAUCAACAUCAGGAAAGCUAACUAAAAAUGAAACUAAAGUUGAUAAACAUCUUCAAUUAUUAUCUCAAUAUUAUAAUCAAGACUUAUUAAAAUCAAUUAAAAUUACUGAAUCAUUGGUUGAACCUAAACCAUAUUUACAAUUAAAAUUAGAUCCUAAAUCAAAAUCUAAAAUUGCCCCAAUUGAUAAAGGGGAUAUUUAUCGUAAAAGUGAUCCAGUUUGGGAAGAACCUAUACUAUAUCCAAAUCAAGGGGAAGGUAGAACACCAUAUCCUGAAAUACCACAAGUUAGAUCUCCAGAUAGACCAGAUUUAAAAUUACGUUUAAUGGAACCUGGAGAAGAGAAAAAGAAGACAAUUAUUGCUGGUGGGGUUAGAACUCCAAGAAAAAUUGCUGAAGAAUUAUCUGAUUUAACUGGAUUAGAUUUUAAUUAUUUGAAUAGAUUAUAUGUUCGUCCAUUAGUUAUGAAGCGUGUUUCGUUGAAGACAUCAAAGGGUAAUAUUCCAAAUUUCUUUGUUUUAACUAUUGUGGGGGAUAGAAAUGGGACUAUUGGAUUAGGUAUUGGGAAAUCAAGAGAUGGUAUUCGUACUGCAGCAUCAAAAGCUCAUUGGAAUGCUAUUAAGAACCUUACCCCAAUUGCAAGAUAUGAAAAUAGAACUAUUUUAGGUAGUAUGGAAUAUAAAUUUCAUGCUUGUAGAUUAACAUUUAAAUCUGCUCCAGUUGGAUUUGGAUUAAGAGUUAAUAGAAAUGUAUUUGAAAUUUGUCAAGCUGCUGGAAUUAAAGAUUUGAGUGGUAAAGUUUAUCGUUCAAGAAAUCCUUUAAUGGUUGCUCAAGGAUUUGUUGAAGCUUUAACUAGACAAAGAUCAAUUGAAGAAUUAGCUGCAAAUAGAGGUAAAAAGAUUGUUGAUUUAAGAAAAGUUUAUUAUUCUACUUGA
Messenger RNA from Hemisphaericaspora subhashii, 1056 nucleotides. RefSeq names its product mitochondrial 37S ribosomal protein uS5m. Gene Ontology annotation, cellular component: ribosome. Gene Ontology annotation, molecular function: structural constituent of ribosome; RNA binding. The coding region runs from base 1 to 1056 and encodes 351 amino acids. The transcript has a single exon. Gene Ontology annotation, biological process: translation. Lineage: Eukaryota; Fungi; Ascomycota; Pichiomycetes; Serinales; Debaryomycetaceae. The record is from RefSeq and is a predicted model, not a curated record.